CAUGAAUUAAGUUUGGGAGGAAAAUUGCUGCAGAAGGAGGAUUUCAAAAGAAUUGAUUCAGCUGAAAUGGUCGUUUUGUUGAGCAACUUAACGGUUCUUCAUAUAAAAACCAUGUACAGACAGAUCGGCCAAAGAGAAAUGGACAAAAUUUACUUAAUAUUAGAUGUAGGUGAGGCCUUACUUUAUUGCUCACUGUUUUACACUAACUAAAAACAUUCGACCCAUCAAUUUCAGUUGACUGUCAAAUGCGAACAAGUAAGUCCACUCCAGCAACUUUUCAAAGAUAUUGCCGCACCUGAGCUAGCAGACUUUACAUUCGAAAUUGCUGACGAAAAAAUACCAGCCCACAAGUUCAUUCUUUCCGCCCGGAGUCCGGUUUUAGGCAGAAUGCUGUCGAACGACUGCUAUAAAGAAACACAACAAUCGGUGAUGAAAGUCACUGAGACGUCACCAGCAAUUUUUAAACUUUUCUUGAAGUUCUUGUACCAAGCCAGUUUUUCAACUCAGCCAAAGAGUACUGCAAUUGAACUCAUCAAAUUGGCCGACAAAUAUGAUGUAGAGACCUUGAAGCGUGUCUGUGAAGUGAAACUGAUUGAAGAAUUGAAUCAAAGCGAUUGUCUUUCGAUAUUCAUGUUCGCUCACCAGUACAACUGUUCGCAAGAGCUUAUUGGAAAGGCGUUUCAGUUUCUUCAACAGAAAUAUUUCGUCGGCAAAAUGUUGCCACCUAAUUUGAGCGAAAAUCCAGAUGAAGUUCAACGGCUGGUGACAAAAAUGGAAGAGUUCGAUAACACGCUGCAGGAAGUUUGUGAAGAACUCAGCAACCCUUCCAAAAAGAUAAAGAAAAAUUAAUGGACAUGGACAUCAACAACGUUCUCAUUAAUAUCAAGACCGCUUUCAAUAGUAGAAACUGUCACUUCCUCUGUCUAAAUCUAAUGUUUCAGAUUCCUCUUUCAAAUUCUAAUUUCGUUACAAGUUUUGUUCUCACACAUGAAAUAGCAGUGGUAAAAAUCUACUGGACAUCAGGAUCAGUUUCUUGUGGUCCGUGUUCAGAAGACCUUUAUUGAAAAUUUCAAAUUUAUUCUACAUGUUGUCGAUAUAGACCAUUCUAUCAUUUCAUGUCACUUAAGAUAGAAGACCAACGAAGUAGUGUUAGUGUUUCAUACUCAGUUAACAAGACUUGUCUUCAAAUUGUUGUCUAGUGAAUUGUCGCAUGCGAGAUAAUUGCUCUCUACUCGCAUCCAAAGAUGGAACCGCAUCUAAAGAUGG
Molecule: messenger RNA, 1266 nt
Organism: Bradysia coprophila
Lineage: Eukaryota; Metazoa; Arthropoda; Insecta; Diptera; Sciaridae
Molecular function (GO): protein binding
Source: RefSeq, a predicted model, not a curated record